Magallana angulata is the source of this 2358-nucleotide messenger RNA. Its product is annotated as fasciclin-1-like. Gene Ontology annotation, molecular function: cell adhesion molecule binding. The transcript is spliced from 13 exons. Gene Ontology annotation, biological process: extracellular matrix organization; cell adhesion. Gene Ontology annotation, cellular component: extracellular matrix. The annotation marks the transcript as partial. NCBI's taxonomy places the organism in Eukaryota, Metazoa, Mollusca, Bivalvia, Ostreida, Ostreidae. The record is from RefSeq and is a predicted model, not a curated record.
CCCUGGAUCAGGUAAACAAUUUAAAAAUCUGCAGUCAUGGAGCGUUGUGGGGCGAUCCUGCGACUUCUCAUUUCGAUUUAUCUGGUUAAUUAUGUGAACGGACAGCUAAUAUCGGGGAAUGUUUUACAAAUUCUGCAGCGGACAACUGGGUUUUCUAAGUUUGCUCAGUUGGUGGUCCGGGCCCAGUUAACCCGCCUCUAUGAAUCUCCGACCUCACUCACGUUGUUUGCGUUUAAUGACACCGCCUACAACAAUUUGCCGUACAAAGAACGCAAUGUCAUCGAUAGCUACUCCGAGCAAGACCUCAAGGACUACAUCAAGUUCUGUACCAUCCCUGGAAAUCGUCUACAAACCAGUGCGAUCCUGGACAACCAAUACGUGCGAAGCAGCGAUGCGAACGGUGACCGCCUCUUUUUCAAUCGCAUCCAACGGCUGGACACGACCUCCUCUGGAUCUUUUGGGCCGGUCAAGUUCUACGUCAAUGGAGUAGAGAUUUCGGAGGGAACUAAUCGGGACAUUUCCGCCACUAACGGGGUCGUGCACGGGUUGAAUGGAGUGAUGCGGAAGACGAGUCAGAGCACGGCGUACGGAUGGAUCCAGGAGCCAGAAGACUCCAUACAGAGAUUCACACAAUUCACCGAUCUCAUGAGCUACUUACACACAUUUGAGAACAUCAAUGAUUUGUCCUCCCCCGACAAAAUCACCACCUUCUUUGUUCCCAAUGACAACGCCAUGCAGAAAAUUCCGAUGACUCAACUUAAUCGACUGAGGAAUGACCCGAUGGAGCUCCAAAGGAUUCUGCAGGCCCACUACAUCCCAAACCGAGCCGUGUUCACAAACUGUAUCUCCCACAACGAGGGCGCCACCAACGCUAAAGGACUCCCCAUCACCUUCAGGAAACCGUCGGGGUACAAUGUGUAUGUGAACAGUGAUGGAGUGAGUGCGGCCAUUAUUGAGGGAAACAUCACCGUGUCGAACGGUGUCGUCCACAUUGUGGAUCAACUCCUUGGAUUCGUCUACAACAACAUCCGCGAACAGAUCCAACAGGAAUCCACGAAAUUUGAGCAGAUGAUCAACCUGGGGACGGAGACCGUGAAGAACUCCCUGGUCCAGCCGUCGGGUGUGACCGUGUUCGUGCCGCUGGAUUCAGCCUUCCAGAAAGUGGCCAACAUCCGCUGGGCCAACCUCAACUCCAACCAGACCCUGGUGGAUAUGGUUCUUCGUCUCCACAUUCUUCAGCCUAAUAACAUGAUCACGAUCUCGUCACUGCCGGGGCUGAGCGGAUACGAGAGUCGGAUGUACCGACAGACUCUGUACAGUAACGAACGACUGACCAUCUACAACGAACGCAACGAGACCUGGGUGCAGGGUGGCAAUGUGAAGGCGGUAGUGAUUCGUCCGGACAUCAAGACGGUGAACGGAAUGGUCCACAUCAUCGACUCACUGCUGGGAAUUCCCUACCUGGACCUCCCCAUGCUGAUAUGUAGUGACGUCUGGCUACUGAGGACCUACGACUACAUGAGACGAGUGGGCCUCAAGAACUACCUGACUGACCGGCGAUUCACCGCCGAGAAGUGCAGCUUUGAGAUCUAUGGGUACCCACAGAACUACGGCUCCGCGGUCACUCAGAACACGGGGUCCCAGUCCAGCCAGUGCUCCAACUGUUACAUGCCCCAGUACCAGAACUCCUACCCCUGUAACAGCGCACUGUGUGCCAACACUAACACUGGGGGAGGUACCACCUGUCCCGGCUACUGCCAGCAACAACAGUACGCAAAUACGCAGCAGUGUAUGCAGUGUAAUACCAAUACCAAUACCAAUUGUCCGGAUUACUGUAAGCAACAACAGUACGCCAACCAGCAGGUGUGUAUGCAGUGUAACGGCGGGGGGACCAGUCAGUGCCCCUCGACCUACAUCAGCUACUGCAGCAACCCCGCCAACGCCAACGUCAGUCCCUGUAACGCCUACCCUUGUAACAUGCUGAACGGGAUGAACACGGGGUCUCAGAGUACUUCUACCUACGACCUCGGGUUCUGUGGUACGACCACUGUGACCUGUGAUUUCACGGUGUUCGUACCUAACUCCAGCGCCAUCGACUACUUCUCUGUAACCAACAAUGGCUACCGCGUGAUGAGGGACACGCCAAGGUUCCAGUGGCUGUUCAAGCGGCUCAUCCUUCCCGGCCGCCUCUACAUUGAGAAGAUCGGGAACGGUAACCACCAGAUGAAGAUGAUGAACGGAGAACUCGUCACCCUGACCAAGAACAACGACCGAGACGUGAGGAUUUACUUCGGUGGAGCAUCAUCUAACGUUAUUCACAUGGAUGAAGGGGCCACAAACGGGGUAAUCCACAUCCGC